CUAACUAGCAAUGUCGGACUGCGAAGUAUACUACUCAAAAAAUAAAGAUUUGAGGAAGGAGGACGUCCAGCUCCUUAUGGAUUGGUUGAAACAUCAGCCACAUUUUCCACCGCUCACAGAAUAUCAGGUGAUAAUAUUUCUUCAUAGUUGUUACUAUAGCAACGAAGCAGCAAAGACAACUAUAGAUAAUUAUUUGACUGUGAGAAAACUCUGCCCGGAAUUCUUUGCAAAUCGUAAUCCAAGUAAUCCAGAGAUACAAAGCGUUUUAAAUAUACUCACGGUUUCAGCGCUACCGAAGUUAACCAAAGAUGGAUACUGCGUAAUGUAUUACCGUCUGAUUGAUCCGAAUCCUGAUAACUUCAACUUCAACCAUAUGGUCAAAACGUUCGAUAUGGCCAUAUCAUUGGCUCUGAAAAAGUUUGGAACUGUAAACGGACACAUCAUUAUUUUAGAUUUACAAGGGAUUACUCUUACUCACAUCAUGAAGUUAGGUGUAAUGUCUAUAAAAAAAUAUUUCUUCUUUCUACAGGAAGCGUUGCCUUUUAGGUUGAAGGGUAUGCACUUAAUUAAUGGCGUUACAUUCGUGGACAAAUUGCUGGCUUUAAUAAAACCAUUCCUAAAAAAGGAUUUAUUGGAUUCGUUACAAGUUCACGAUAGCAAUAACGAGACCCUCUUUGAAAUCGUCGAUAAAAGUUGUUUGCCAAAUGAAAUUGGAGGAAGCGUUGGAUCAAUAUUCGAAAUACACACUGCGAUUAAAAGGUUUUUUUUGGAAAACGCAGAUUAUUUUAAGGAAGAAGAAAAAAUGGUGGUAGACGAAAGCAAGAGGUCAGGAAAUCCGAGGGAUGCAAAAGAUAUUUUUGGUAUCGAAGGAACUUUCAAGAAAUUAGACAUUGAUUAAAGAUCAUUAGAUCUUGUAACUAAAAUUAUGUUUAAUAAAGAACCAUUUCCUCGA
Molecule: messenger RNA, 952 nt
Organism: Nicrophorus vespilloides
Lineage: Eukaryota; Metazoa; Arthropoda; Insecta; Coleoptera; Silphidae
Product: alpha-tocopherol transfer protein-like
Exons: 6
Coding region: 11-898 (295 amino acids)
Cellular component (GO): membrane
Molecular function (GO): phosphatidylinositol bisphosphate binding
Source: RefSeq, a predicted model, not a curated record